AUGUCUCUUUGCGUCAACAGGCUCUCGGAGGAGAGAAAGUCAUGGCGACGAGACCACCCCUUCGGCUUCUUCGCAAAGCCCAUGCGCGGCUCCAACGGCAUGAUGGACCUGAAGCGAUGGGAAUGCGGCAUACCAGGAAAAGAAAAGACGAUAUGGGAAGGCGGUCUAUUCAAGCUCGAAGUCGCAUUCCCAGAUGAAUACCCAACAAAGCCACCAAAGUGCAAAUUCGUCCCACCCCUCUUCCACCCAAACGUCUACCCCUCGGGCACCGUCUGCCUCUCCAUCCUCAACGAAGAAGAAGGCUGGAAGCCCGCCAUCAACAUCAAAGAGAUCCUGCUGGGCAUCCAAUCGCUGCUCGACGAACCCAACCCAGAGAGCCCAGCACAAGCCGACGCGUUCAACCUGUUCAAAAAGGACAAGGCGGCGUAUGAGCGCAAGGUCAAGCAGAUUGUCAAGGAGAACCCGGCGCCGUAG
Messenger RNA from Alternaria ethzedia, 474 nucleotides. RefSeq names its product SUMO conjugating enzyme Hus5 (gene HUS5). NCBI's taxonomy places the organism in Eukaryota, Fungi, Ascomycota, Dothideomycetes, Pleosporales, Pleosporaceae. Gene Ontology annotation, cellular component: nucleus. Gene Ontology annotation, molecular function: SUMO conjugating enzyme activity. Gene Ontology annotation, biological process: protein sumoylation. The transcript has 3 exons. The record is from RefSeq and is a predicted model, not a curated record. Bases 1 to 474 code for a protein of 157 amino acids.